Sinocyclocheilus grahami is the source of this 1418-nucleotide messenger RNA. RefSeq lists its product as uncharacterized. The record is from RefSeq and is a predicted model, not a curated record. The coding region runs from base 177 to 905 and encodes 242 amino acids. Lineage: Eukaryota; Metazoa; Chordata; Actinopteri; Cypriniformes; Cyprinidae. The transcript has 2 exons.
CACGCAUGUUCAUUUCCGGAAAAAAGACAACAACACCCUGUUCGGCGCUGUCUGGUGCGAACGAGGUCGUUGUUAUUAUCAGCGCUGUAGCUCGAAAAUAACUCAGCGCUGGAGUUGUUAAAAUCCACGAUUAGUCGCAAUAACGCUUGACGAGAUUAAUAUAAAAUAAAUGCAACAUGGAGGUCAUUGAGGCAAUUGUCACAGACGCCAUUGAGGUGGAAGACUCAACAACUACGGUUACGACUUUGGAGACCGAAAAGUCCAAAGCAGAGUUUGUGUGGACACUACAAGCUACAUGGCAUCUCGUCCAUGUUCGUUUGGACAUGGACCCAGAGUUCGACCAGCCCGUGUGCAAAAAAAAGAAGCUGUGGGAGACUGUGGCUGAGAGAGUGACUGCAAAGCUAAGAGCCGAGGAAGGCACAGACGUUUCAGUCAAAGCCUUCGAAUGUGACCUGAAGUGGAGAAACAUGUUAGCAACGUAUCGCAAAAAUGCUGAGCGAUCCAAAAGAUUGGGAACCAAUAGUGUUCACUGGGAGUUCUUCAAGGAGAUGCAUGAAGUGCUGGGAAGGAGCUACGAGGAGGUUGAGGCUCAGCGCAAGACAAAGCUUAACGGCACCAAGCUGGGCAAGGCCAUAGCCAGCAAACGAUUUACCCCGAUACGUCCCACACCCACCGCUACAGCUCCACAGUUACCCAACGCCAGGCCUCCUCAGGAUUUGCUGCAGUUGUACCUGGAGCUGCAGGAGAGGAAACUGAACAUGUGGGCUCAGCAGAAAGCGCUGGAAGAGAGGAAGAUCGAGGCCAUCAAUAAUUUGGCACGUGCCAUUACUUGCCUGUCCCAGGACAAUACAAUGCAAAUGCCCAAAGAGUGUGAAACGUCGGACACCCCUAUUUCCCAACAAUAGGAAUUAGUUGUGUAUUUAUCAUUGUCUUUUCAGAUGAGAAAUAGAUUUUUAUUUUUAGAGAAAUGCCUGAUAUGUUGAACCCUUUUCAGAGAAUUAAAAAGACUUGAAUUGAACAGCGACUUGAAAUAUGCUUGGUUUUCCUUUCCUUCAUUAUGAAUUGCACAAAUAUAAAUGAGCAGUUUAAAUGGUCACAUUCAUGUAAAAUGAGAAAAGGACAAGUUGUACAUAGUAUUUUUGUGUUUUAAUUAAAAAAAAACAGAAAAUGUUUGUCACAAUUUGUUUUUCUGCUAAAGCUUCCUUCAUACCACCAAAUUUUCAUUAAUUACACACAGCUUUAAAGGGAUAGUUCACCCAAAGAUGACAAUCCCGUCAUCAUUUCCAUAUCAUUCCAAAGUUUGUGACUGUUUUGUUUUGAUAUGAAUGGACCAGUGUUAUUAUCAUUAACUUAAACUAAAACCAUAAUAAAUCAAUACUUGAAAUAAAAUUGAUAUUAACUGAAAUAAAAUACAAAAA